AUGUGUGCUGUCAGAAGUUUUCUGAGCUUUUUAUUGUUAGCUAUAGUUUUUUGUCAAUCCCAAGCGAGAGAAGAUAUUAAUGAUCUUAAUAUAAACAAUGAUACAAGAGUAUUAUCUCGAAGAAAAAGAUUUAUUAUCUUUCCAGAAGGCAGCUCCUUCCAGUUGGUCUUUUGUACAACAUAUCCAUCGGUAUCAGUCAUUGGUGAUAUAAUUUUAUGGGGAAAUACUGCUGCUUUAGCGUUCGAGCUCCCACAAGAUCCAUAUUCCCCGUUUAAUCAUAGAGCAGACCCUCUUCACAGGAGGAUGGAUACGAAAACUAUAUACUAUACAGACUUUGAUGGCAAUAUCGUUCAUAAAGAACCUUACAAGAGGAAAUUCAUAGUAAAUCCAGCGUUUGCGAAGCGUAGCGUGGACGAAAUGGUAUCCCCAGAAUUUAAAAUAGAUAGGAAACAGAUGCACGCUUCGAAACACACACGGGAGUUUUUGAAAGGCGGGCAUUCAGUUGACUUUCAUAGGAGUAGCCGAGCGGGACUCUACCAACAGAUAGAGGCACUAUUACAAGGAUUUGGGGCUGAUGGUAGGAGCUGUUUACUGAAAACUCUCUGCUUAAUCGGACAGUCACAAAAUGAUCCACAAGGUGCUUUUCUCCAAGAAAUAUUACGAGCGGUUUUCACAUUACCUAAAACUGAUAAGCUGGAUAAUGUAAAUGAAGACUAUGAUGCAGCGUUCACCGCAACUACACCAUGUAGCGAACUAUACCCCGAGUGUGUAGAUAGCGACUUAAAAGGACAACUUAUG
Molecule: messenger RNA, 798 nt
Organism: Brenthis ino (lesser marbled fritillary)
Lineage: Eukaryota; Metazoa; Arthropoda; Insecta; Lepidoptera; Nymphalidae
Source: the annotation of a GenBank genome assembly